UAGAGUAGACUGACUCACCAAACUUGAUUGAACCCAGCUUAUUCUUGCAAGAACAAAGCACCCACCUCUUUUACAAGCUUGUUUUCACCCUCUCAAAAACCAGCCAAACCCACAUAUUUGUAAUCUGAGUAGGCAUACUGUGUUAAUGAUGGCCAGUUUUUGUAAACAGCUGAAAGCCUUGCUAUGGAGGAAUAUUUUACUUAAAAAGAGAAAUCCCAUCAUGCUGCUUCAGGAAUUACUCUUCCCCGUUUACUGUGUUGGCCUCUUUUCCGUGCUGAAAAUUUUAACGCAGCAGGACAUCAGACCAGCUAUAAGAUUUCCUGUCGUCAAUCUUAAAGAUCCACAGUUAAAUAAAGUAUUUUAUUCAAAAACUGAGAUCUAUGUUGUACCAAAUACAGAAAAGGUAAAAAACUGGAUGGAUGACAUAUUUAGUCAGCUGCCUGGAAGUUUGAGGUACCAACUGUUUGCAACUGUAGAGGAGGCUGAAGCUGCUUAUCUGGAAGCCAGCUCUAAUGUCUUGGCUGGAGUUGUUUUCCAUUUUACUUCAAACACUUACUCUUAUGCUAUAAGAAUUGGCUACAGUGACUUUCCUGGUCAUGCUUUUACUACUGCAGAUUUUUGUCGCAAUCUAAAAGAUGGUGUUGAUACAAGCUCUACAUGCUAUGUUCACAGUUAUUUGACCAAUGGGUUUGCUGCUUUGCAAGUUGCCAUAGAAAAUGUUUUGCUGAAAAAUGCAGGCAUUACGGUUAAUCUUAAAUCAAGGGUAAUUCAACUUCAACUGAUGCCAAAGCCGAAAUUUAUACCAGACACAAAACAUUUUCAUGCCUUUGCUUCCAUCCAGUUUGCUUCUUCAUUUAGUGCAUUGGCCAACUUUCUUGUUGUCAAUAUUGUGGCAGAGAAGGAAAAGAAAAUCAAAGAAGGAAUGUUAAUGAUGGGCUUAAGAACCUCAGUUUUUUGGUUAGCCUGGGGCCUUAUAUAUCUAAUGCUGGUCAUCCUGUCUUCUGCAAUGAUUAUUGCUUUGAUAGUUGUGAGUGGCUUUUUUACAGAGAGCAACAUUUUCAUGUUGUACAUCUGCUUUUUGCUUUAUGGAUCUUCAAUCAUCACAUUUGGCUUCAUGCUGACUCCAUUCUUUAAGAAAUCAAAAGUGGCAGGGCUUUUUACCUGCUUCUUGACAGUCGCCCUUAGCUUUCUACACCUGCUUAUCAAAAAAGAGCCUGGCAACUAUGACUCUAGCCAACCAACGUAUGUCCAGUGGCUGAUGAGCUUGCUGUCUCCUGUUGCUUUUGCCUUUGUAAUUGAUCAGGGAGCUUACCUAGACAUUUUCAAGAAUGGAUUUGGUUUCGAUGACUCUUUAACUUUUGGAAAAUUUCCUCUCUAUGCCCCAAUCUUGAUGCUCGUUGUGGACACCAUACUUUAUUUAAUAUUAACAAUUUAUUUUGAUAAUGUUAUUCCUGGUGAAUAUGGAGUCAGAUACUCUCCAGUUUACUUCCUCAAGGCAUCCUACUGGUGCUCAUCUACAGUUAAAGAAGAGUCACUCAGACUUAUGAGCACCUCAGAGCACAAAUUGCUGGCGCAUGAUGUAGAGCCUAUUGCUAAAGAUAUGGAAGAGAAAGUUGGGUUAAGGAUAUCAUCCUUGACAAAGUCAUAUGUCAAAUAUUUUCCUGAGCUAAAGCGCGUGACUGCAGUAGAUGAUUUUAGUUUAGAUGUAUAUGAAAGUCAAAUUACAUGCUUACUGGGUCACAAUGGAGCAGGAAAAACUACCCUUUUAAAUGUGUUAACUGGAGUAGUGUCCCCUAGUUCAGGAACUGCAACUGUAAUGGGUUUGGAAAUCACAAAACCAAAAGAGUUGGAGUAUAUUAGAAAUCUUUGUGGCAUAUGCCCACAGACCAAUAUCCUUUAUGAUGAACUGUCCUGUGCUGAACAUUUAAAGAUGUUUGCCAACAUUAAAGGAGUUCCUGAUCAUCUUAUCAAUGAACGUAUUGAGUCAGCUUUGAAGGAUGUAGAUUUGUCUGACCAGACUCACACAUUUGCUAAAAAUCUCAGUGGAGGCCAAAAGAGGAAACUCUCAGUUGCUAUUGCAUUUAUCGGUGACCCAAAAUUGGUAUUUCUGGAUGAGCCAACAGCAGGCAUGGAUCCCUUCUCUCGUAGACACCUUUGGUCUCUUUUAAAAAAGAAAAAAGAAGGCAGAGUUAUUCUUCUGACCACCCACUUUAUGGAUGAGGCAGACAUCUUAUCAGACAGAAAAGCUUUCAUACAGAAUGGUAAGCUACGCUGCUGUGGAUCUUCUAUGUUUUUAAAGAACAAAUUUGGUAUAGGCUACCAUUUGACGAUGGUUAUAGCCCCUGAAUGUCAAGUUGAUAAAGUGACAUCAAUGCUGACUUCUGUGAUACCCAGCACUAAACACCAAAGAACUCAUGGGAAAGAAGUUGCUUACACUAUGUCACUUAACGAUGUGCCUAAAUUUUCAAAAUUGUUUAAAACCAUUGAUAGGAAUAUGAAACUGGGAAUUGAAGGCUAUGGAGUAUCUAUGCCAAGCCUGGAGGAAGUUUUCUUAAAUCUAGAAGGAGCUGAGCUGGUUGAAGGUGAUAAAGGAGAGAUGACCCAUACAAAUCUCAGCCACAGCCUGGCUAAUGAUGCCACAGAAGUUGACAUACAGAGCCCAGACGAUGUUGACUUACAAAUUUUUAAACCAACUGUAAAGGGCGCUAGUUUAUCUUUACAAAGAUUUAAAGCAUUGAUGAAGAUUCGUUUCCUUAUGGUGAUGCGCAGCUUCACUGCACUCAAUAACCAAAUUGGUGCUCCUCUCGGCUUUGUGGCUUUUGGUCUGUUAAUUGCAAAAGAAUCACACCAGUUACCACCACUGGAUAAUCCUGGAAGUAUGGACCUUACUCAUUAUAUCUAUAUUGCACCAAGACCUAGUUUCCUGGCACUUCAAGCACCUGUGAUAUAUAUACAAUUACAAAUACCAGCACUACUGGUCUAUGAUGCUGUUGAUAACGCUGUUUCAAAAUCUGUAAUCACAGAUUUGAAAAGACGAUUUGUAGUGGAAAGUUAUCCAGCUAGCUCAAAAGAUUUAGCUGCAGUAGCUCCACAUCUUCUUGGGAUUCAAAUCACCUCACUCACACCAAAGUCUCUGACUGACUUUGUGAUAAUCUACAAUGACUCAGCAAUACAUGCCAUCCCUGCUGGAAUUAGUUUAGCCACAGACAUCACCCUGAGAAUGAAUGGUGAUAUCCACACACAUAUCCAAGUGUAUGUUCUGCUUUGGCCUAAGAUUCCAAACAAAUCAUUGGCCGUAGACUGGAAUAAAGACACCAUGAUUUCUAUUAUGUUUGUUGGCCUGGCUUUUGUAUUAGUGCUUCCAGGGUUUGCUGGGGAUAUUAUAAAGGACAGAGAGUUGAAGCUAAGAGGACAGCUGCGCAUAGCUGGGGUAACAUUUAACCAAUACUGGGGGACCAUUUACCUGGUGGACAUUUUAAUUUACCUCAUACCUUCAGUUAGUGUACUCAUCAUUGUGUUGGCUAUGCAAGUACCUGGGUUUAACUCACAGGGCGCAGUAAUAGCUACGAUCCUGUUGCUAACUACCUACAUACCACUCAACAUAGUGAUGGUGCUUCUCAUCUCCUUCCUGUUCAAUAAAGCUGAGCAGUGCUACUCUUACCUGCCUGAGAUUUUGAUCUUGAUAUCAAUGCUACCUUACACUGUUGUGUCACUGACUGAUACACCACAACUCAGCCACUGGGCAACCGCUAUUCACUACAUUUGCUGUGUUUUUGAUCCUCCAUAUAUUGUCUUUGGAGGAUUUCACUAUAUAGUUCGGAUAUAUAGAAUUGCUGAACAAAAUAAAGAAGAGGUCUCCACGAGUGAUUACUUUAAGUUUGAAAACCAUGUUCUCUUUGCUAUUGUUAUUCCUUUUGUCAAUUAUUUUUGGAUGUACAUCCUGCUUUGUGUAUUGGAUAUAAAAAAGAAUGGAGGAGAUAUCAAGGAUGCUUUCCCCUGCCAUCCUAGUUCAGUUAGUGAAGCUCCUGUCAGGAACACAGACAGCUACCAAGACCAGGAUGAAGAUGUGAGAGCAGAGAGGAUGAGAAUUGAAAACCUAAACACUAGUGGAGCUAAGCAACCAGUGGCCUACACCUAUGAGCUUAGAAAAGAUUAUGUCAAGAGAACAAACAAAACAAGCCUAUGCAACACAACCUCCAUGAAAACAAAAACAGCAGUGCGUAACUUGAGCAUUGGUGUGGAUGAAGGUGAGGUCCUGGGUCUGUUGGGACCCAAUGGAGCUGGGAAAACAACAGCUCUCAGUAUGAUCAUAGCAGAGACAAAGCCAACUUGUGGCCAGGUAAUUGUAAAUGGCCACAACAUAAGAUCCCACAUGCUGUCAGUGAUGGCUUGUCUAGGCUACUGUCCACAACAUGAUGCAUUGUGGGAAACUAUCACACUUAAGGAGCACUUAGAGUUUUAUGCAGCUGUCAAAGGGGUUUCCUCCAAACAUAUUGGAAAAGUUGUGAACUAUUAUCUAGAAAAUAUGAACUUAAGGCAACAUAGAAAUAAACAAGCUUUAACCUUAUCAGGAGGAACCAAAAGAAAGUUGAGCUACCUUCUAAGCAUACUUGGAUCACCCCAGUUAGUUUUAUUGGAUGAACCAUCAACUGGCAUGGACCCUCAAUCUAAACGGUUUUUAUGGAAUACAAUCAGUGCUGACUUUAAAAACACAAACAGGGGAGCUAUACUGACAACACAUUACAUGGAAGAGGCUGAUGCCCUGUGUGGACGUGUGGGCAUCAUGGUCAACGGUCAGCUUGAAUGCCUGGGUUCAACCCAACACCUGAAGAACAAAUAUGGCAGUGGAUAUUAUCUUGAUGUUAAACUUGCAGGAAAUGUUUCAUCAGAGAUGGAAGUAUGCAUGGAUGAUCUUGAAAAUCAUUUGAAAACUUUAUUUCCAGGUCUAGAAAAUGUUGAAAGGUUUCAAGAAAGAGCCCAGUAUUCUAUACCCAAAGAUGAUGUGAAAAAUUUAGGCGUAACAUUUAGUCAUCUUGAAAGCUGUAGAUCUACCCAUGGGCUGGAAGAAUACAAUUUUAGCCAGAGUACACUAGAGCAGGUUUUUCUACAUUUUGCCAAACUUCAGACGGUUGAAGAUGAUGUGUAUGCUAGUGAUAGACCCAAACGUUUGUCUAUACAGAAGUGAGCUGGUUUGUCUUGUCCCACUGGUCGUGAUAUGUCAACACCUGGUGGCUCUAUCAACACCAGAUGGUAUCAACAUACCUUCAUUGUGUUUUACAACACCAGAUUGUAUCAACAUCAGACCAUGGUCUUGUUUCAACACCAAACUGUACCAACACUAGACCAUGGUGUUGUACCAACACCAGAUUGUAUCAACACCGGAUGGUAUCAACACUAGACCAUAGCUAUGUACUUUACUUAACAUUAUUAUUUGUUGGAUAUUAUUUGUUGGAUACUCUUGUCUCAAAUAAUGACAUGAUGCUUUAAUUUUUUGACAUGUAUUAAAAUGAAUUCUGUCUUUAAGCUUUUUUUAAUCUGCAAUAUAAUCUUGAGUUGUGUCCCCUAUUAUCCUAGUAGUAGUGUUGAUGACUUGAUGUAUUAAAUGAUAGAAAAUUACGCACUAAACAUCGAUAAUUUACUGAUUAACAUAACUACGUCAAAUCAAGAUGACACUGGAAGUUUCUUAAAAUUUGUUUUCAGCUGGUCAUAUAUUUACUUUUUGUUCGCUUCAUUUUGAAAAGAAUAUUCUUGUACCUUUUAUGAGAUCACACUGACUAAAUAAACUCCCCCAUACAUGAAUCUCUUCCCACUGUUUAGUAUAGAGGCAAACGUUUUUUUUUUAAAGUAAGCCAAUCUUUAGUUUUGAAGUUGAACAACAAAUUGUCAUGGAAAAGUUUAUUUUCACUGUUAUUUCCCUUUGCUUGUUUAUUCCUUAGUGAAAAAAAAAAUAUAGCACCUCAGUUUAUAAAUAUGUAUUGCCGCUGAAUUAAACAUUUCAAUUAUUUAUAUGAGUUCACUCAUGGUAAGUAUCUCAACGUGUAAUACUAAAAACAAUUAUUUUUAAGAUUUUAUAAAAAUUGGAAUACAUUUCAUUUGUAAUUCCUCGAAAUAAAAAAAAAAGAUCUACCUACCUUAUUGUGCACGCGACCUUUGCCACAUAAAUCAUUAACUCAUAUAUCUCUAACACUCAUCUCAUUGUUUAAAAAAAAAGUUUCCCCCUAAUUUUUAAUUUGUUUAAAUGUCGUGAAUGAGUAGUAA
Molecule: messenger RNA, 6258 nt
Organism: Physella acuta
Lineage: Eukaryota; Metazoa; Mollusca; Gastropoda; Physidae
Product: cholesterol transporter ABCA5
Biological process (GO): transmembrane transport; lipid transport
Cellular component (GO): intracellular membrane-bounded organelle; membrane
Molecular function (GO): ABC-type transporter activity; lipid carrier activity; ATP hydrolysis activity
Source: RefSeq, a predicted model, not a curated record